GUCAGUGCUGGGGUUCAGCAGCGUGCAGAGUGAGCCCGGCCCGGUUCUGGCAUCUUUAUUAAAUCCUCAGACAUAAUAAAAAAAAAAACCACUGGAUUUUUACCUAGUUGUUGGUUCAUAAUAAUAACUCUCAGAUAGUGACGGCCGCUGUGCGAUCUGUAUUUCCAGCAGACGCGCAGUGGGAGCUGCCCCUGCGCUCCGUGUCAGCGGGGGCUGUGCCGGGCGCCUUCGCAGCCUCUCCAAUUCCCAGCCUAAACCUCCCAGUCCUUCGUUCCCACCGCUCGGGUCACGCUGGAAGCUCCCGAGGCGCUGCCUUUCCCACCCCUUAGUGCGGACCGCCUCGCGGGGCAGCGCCGGGCACGCAGGCGCGCCGGGCGGGCCGCGGGCGGGCGGCGAUGGACGUGGGCGCCGAGGACUUUGCCCAGCGCCUGCCGCGCCUCAGGCGCCGCAUCCUCGAUGCCACAUUCGUGGCCCUUGAUCUGGAGUUUACUGGUUUGCAUUCAACUUCCCUACAAAACAACGAGCCCAGCCUGUUUGACUCCCCUGCGGAGCGGUAUGCGAAGGCCAGGCAGAGUGUUCAGCGCUUCACUCUUGUUCAGCUCGGGCUGGCAAUAUUCUCAAAAGAAAAUUCAAACAAGUAUGUGGUGCAUUCGUACAACUUUUUUCUCUUUCCCUCAACUCUGGGAAUAAGGGAUGUCGAAUUCACCCUCUCUGCAUCUAGUAUUCAGUUCCUGUCUCAUUAUGGCUUUGACUACAACAAGUUCUUCAAGGAUGGAAUCCCAUACAUGAAUGAGGUACAGGAGAAGAUCCUUAGGCAGCAGCUCUCAGCAGGUACCUGGAAAGUCUGCAGCACUAGUAACAGGGAUGUCCUGAAGAAAGCUAUUGAUGAAGUGACCUCUUGGAUAGCUGCAGCUGAAGAAGAGGAUACUAUGAUCCUUCAGGAUCUGAAUGGCUAUCAUGUAAUUGAAGUUCAGCUGGUUCUGAGGCAGGCUCUUGAAAAUGUUUGGACAGAGCCUCUUGGAGACAAGAAGGUGAUGGUAAAAAAAGUGAGUCCAGAGCAUCGUCAGUUUCUGGAGAACUCUUCUUAUGACCACUGUCAGCAAAAGCUCAUUCUCCUGUCUGCCCGGGGCUUUACCAACCUCUUCCAAAUGCUUGUUAACGUCAAGAAGCCCCUGGUGGGACACAACAUGCUGAUGGACCUUAUGCAUCUUCACGACAAGUUCUACAGGCCCCUCCCAGAAAGCUAUGAGGAAUUUAAAAGGAACAUUCACAACCUGUUUCCUGUCAUCAUAGACACCAAGACUGUAACAAAAUCUGUGCAGAAGAAAUGUCUGUUUCCUCGAGUAUCUAGUCUUUUGGAGGCAUAUGCAGUUUUGUCCAGCAGCAACCUGAAUCCCAAAGGUCCACCGUGCCCUGUUAUAGCUCUUGCAAGUGGCUGCUCAAGAUACGCUGAGAAGAUACUUCCUCAUGAGGCAGGCUAUGAUGCAUUUCUCUGUGGUUCAGUUCUUCUGAUGUCAGCUCAUUUGCUACUGUGCAAAUCCACAGAUGAUGUGGUGGAGGCUGAGCCCUCUUUCUCACAGUAUCUCACCGUGUUGGCUGAGGACGUGAACAAAGUGAAUUUCAUCCGAGGUGGUGCUUCAAACAUUAAUUUUUCUGGGGAAGAUUCUCCUUGCCAUCAUCCCCCUGCCUUGGUUGUUCAUGUCCGAGGCUGGCCAGGGCUGACCGAGGAAGAGAUUUACCAAGAGUUUAAAGCUUGUGGUCGCUUUGAUGUCAGACGGCUUUCAAAGAACCAGUUCAUUCUGCUCUCCAGUAAAUACAAGGACGUCAGGCUCGUCCUGCGGAAUUACAGGCACCACCCUCACCUGCAGGUCUCCGUGUACCGCCACUGGAGGCACUCGCCGAGCGUGAACUGCCUGCUGCAAAUCUCUGGUAUUGUGGCCCUGUGGUCUCUCUUGGCCUUUGUGCUUGGAGGAGCUCGCAGCUGUUGACUCUGAAGGACUACUGUGGAGAUGGAUGUGAGGAACACUGAUCUUAUUUCUUGUGUUUGUCUGUUUUGUUUUGUUUCAUUCAAUAAAAUGAGGGAAAAAAAGAACAGAAAUAAACCCAAAACU
Onychostruthus taczanowskii (white-rumped snowfinch) is the source of this 2111-nucleotide messenger RNA. It is a transcript of the gene PNLDC1, whose product is annotated as PARN like ribonuclease domain containing exonuclease 1. The transcript has 19 exons. Gene Ontology annotation, biological process: nuclear-transcribed mRNA poly(A) tail shortening. Gene Ontology annotation, cellular component: endoplasmic reticulum; cytoplasm. NCBI's taxonomy places the organism in Eukaryota, Metazoa, Chordata, Aves, Passeriformes, Passeridae. The record is from RefSeq and is a predicted model, not a curated record. Gene Ontology annotation, molecular function: RNA binding; poly(A)-specific ribonuclease activity. The coding region runs from base 396 to 1988 and encodes 530 amino acids.